Neocloeon triangulifer is the source of this 2217-nucleotide messenger RNA. RefSeq lists its product as uncharacterized. Lineage: Eukaryota; Metazoa; Arthropoda; Insecta; Ephemeroptera; Baetidae. The record is from RefSeq and is a predicted model, not a curated record. Gene Ontology annotation, molecular function: serine-type endopeptidase activity. The coding region runs from base 75 to 1847 and encodes 590 amino acids. Gene Ontology annotation, biological process: proteolysis. The transcript has 11 exons.
UUAAGAGACGUUCACACACGGAUCUGCUCUCCAGCUGUAAUCAAAAUCAACAGCAUAAUUUUUGCAGACGGAAGAUGUUUCACAGAAGCCUGGUUUUAGCAGCGACAUUUUUCUGCCUCAUCCUGCUUCCACAAAAAGUAGGGAGCAGCUCUUUUAUCCCAAGCCCAAUUUUUGAUUCCGGAGAAAACUUGAGCUCAGAAAAUUGUGGUCUGUGGAGUGAUCGCAAUAAAAAUCCCCCUUGGAGGGCGUUCUUAUCUGACAGUAGAGAAUACCCCUGUAUUGGAAUACUCAUAUCACGAAAUGCCAUCAUGACCUCGGAAACAUCUGACUGCUGGAGAGGUAAGCGAAAUUUUGAUCGAGGCUCUCAUUUCUAUGCCAACCUGGGCGAAUGCUAUGAGGGCUACAACAUUCCAAAUUGCAGCGAAAAAAAGAGGGGCAAAGGAAUUGUUUUGAAGGUGCUGGAAGUAAAAAAGUUCAAUGUGACAAAGAGUUCGGAUGUUUUCGUUUGGAUUAUUGAGAAAAUCCCUACCAUUAAUGACUUCUACAGACCAAUUUGUCUUUUCAAUAGAAACAAUUCCAAAGAUUUGGACCAGUCUGAAAUGAAUAUUAACCAUCUAGUGACAUUGAAUAUGAAUGAGGAAGGUCCUCUAGUAGCAACGGAGAAUUGUUACAAAAAUAAAAGAGAACAAAAAAGUAUGCAAACGCAGCAUGGUAAACACCUAAAAAUCUUGUGCUUCGAAGCUACUGCUGAUUCUUUAAGAGGAAAUUUUUUGCUGAAUUUCUAUGGCGGAAGGUACUUUUUGCGUGGAAUUAAUUGCGAUAUAUUUAUUGGAAAAAAUCACAUGAUCAAUUUCAUUGACCUGCUCCCUUUCAUGGGAGAAAUUGUCGAUAUUUCACCAGGUUUGUCAAUGUUACCACCAGAAAUUCCCACUCCCAAAAAUAGAACAGAGUUUGGCAAUUCCGAAAACUUGAGUUUUCCUGAUUGUGGGCAGAAACGGAGAAUUUUCAUUCGAACGCGCAGGAGCUUUGAGGACAGUUCUGAUAGUGAGGAAGGUCCACCCGUCGGACUAGUAGUCAGAGGACGCAUGGCGCUUAGAGACAAUCAUCCCUGGCACGCUGAGAUCAGUGAACCAGGAAAAACAGAACGUGGCUUCUGUGGUGGAACUCUAAUUUCGAAAAGAGCUGUGUUAACCGCUGCUCAUUGCUUAUUUGAAGAUAGUUUGCCGCUUAAUGCAACUAAAUUAAUUGUGACCAUAGGCCUCUACAACGCAUUGAAUAGAGCGGAGCCUGGAAUCCAGGCCCAAACACCCCUCACAAUAAUUACACACCCCAACUACAAUCACACCAAUUUUGAGAACGACGUUGCAUUGCUUAUCUUUCAAACCAACUUCAAUAUAACUGAGAAAGUUUGGCCCAUCUGUCUUUGGAAUGAAGGCUCUGAUCUGAACCGCAUCAUUAACAAAUCAGCCUCGUUGGUUGGCUGGGGCUAUGUCGAAAGUUUCAAUCAACCCAACAUUCUGCAAACGGCCUCUCUGCCAAUUAAAUCGUAUUUCGAUUGCUAUUUGCAACGGAAAAAUUUCUUUGGAAAAUACAUGAAGCCCGGAAUGAACUUCUGCGCUGGAUAUUCAAAUGGAACUAGUGCAUGCAAUGGAGAUAGUGGAGGCAGUUUGGCGUUGGAAAAAGACGGCCGGUGGUUUAUCAGGGGACUCGUCAGCUUCGGACGGUCGCAAAUAGUUCAGAGAGAAAACGGCGAGGAAUUGGUGUGCAAUCCCAAAUAUUACAGUCUUUUCACCGACCUCGCAUAUUAUAUUGAUUGGAUUGUUCAGGAGACACCUGACAUUUCAUAAAUCAAAAUAAAUAUAUACUAAUAAAUUUAAAAUGAAAAGCAUGGUAAACUAGGAUUAACAAAAAUUCCUAAAUAUUUCAAUUAUUAAAUUUUUUGAUUCCGCAUAGAUUGUACUUUUGGUAUUGGUAAGAAUACACAGUGAAAAUAUAAUAAAAAAAUCUGCCUUACCUUUUUCCAUAGGAAACAGCCUCUUACUCAUAAUGACGCCUGUCGUACGUCUUGAGAAAUUUGGCAUCUCUGCAAAUAGUUUUAUUUUUUAAUGCACAAUAAAUGUAAAAUAAAUUUUUGUGACUGCCUGGGUCUCACAAAUUAGCAAAGAAAUAAGGCUUUUUGAUUGGCUGUUAAAUUAAGUGAACCAUAUUCCGAAGCCA